AUGGGACAUGAAUUCACAGGAGCAGUCGAGGAGAUUGGCUCUGAAGUCACGAAAUUCAAACAAGGAGAUCUGGUCGUCUCCCCCUUCACAGUUAGCUGCGGAUCAUGCUUCUACUGUCUCCGAGGAUACUCGUCGAGAUGUUCCAAAUGUCUGCUGUACGGCUCCGCGGUGUUAGACGGUGGCCAGGCGGAAUACGUUCGAAUCCCUUUAGCAGAUUCGACGCUGUUCCAUUCGCCCCCGGAUAUUGACGAGAGCAAGCUUGUUCUCAUGGCAGAUAUCUUCCCAACCGGCUACUUUGCCGCGUCCAAUGCCUUCCGCGCCUUGGGUUCUGAAGAGAUCAGGGAGAGCACUGUCUUGCUCUUCGGCUGCGGACCAGUGGGUCUCUGUGCACUGGUGAGUGCCCUCGAGUAUCAACCGAAGCAUUUAAUCGCGAUCGAUAGCGUGCCAUCACGGCUGGCGCUGGCGGAAGGCCUGGGGGCGGAGGCGUGGAAUUUCGCAGAGAGCGAGCAGGGACUUCGCGACCGGGUGAAAGAGCUCACGGACGGUCGGGGCGCCGAUGUGGUCAUCGAGGUUGUGGGACACAGCAGCGCGUUGAGAAUGGGAUUCGACAUGUUGCGACCAUGGGGACACCUGUCUAGUGUUGGUGUGCAUAAUCAGGAAAUUCCAUGGACUGGCAAUGAAGCAUAUGCAAAGAAUCUGCGUCUACAGAUGGGUCGAUGUCCUGUUCGAAGCAUCUUCGCACCAGCAAUGGAGCUACUGGUUCGAAAGCAAGACAUGCUGGGGUUCAUGUCCGCCGAUAUCCGACCUCUGUCCCAGGCAGUCCAGGCGUACGAUGAUUUCAACCAAGCGAAAAGUCAAAAGAUCAUCUUUGAGGCGGACAAAUAA
Molecule: messenger RNA, 885 nt
Organism: Penicillium olsonii
Lineage: Eukaryota; Fungi; Ascomycota; Eurotiomycetes; Eurotiales; Aspergillaceae
Source: the annotation of a GenBank genome assembly